Molecule: messenger RNA, 4213 nt
Organism: Brassica napus (rape)
Lineage: Eukaryota; Viridiplantae; Streptophyta; Magnoliopsida; Brassicales; Brassicaceae
Exons: 2
Coding region: 3109-3984 (291 amino acids)
Source: RefSeq, a predicted model, not a curated record
UUUAUUUAUUAAUUUGAUCAAUUGAUUAAAACAUAAUCUAAAAUAGCUAAAAAUAAAAAAAAAAAUUAAAUAAAUAAUAUAAUUACUAUAUCUAUAUUGUUAUCCAAAAAUUCUAUUUUUCAAUCAUAAAAAGCUAAAAAUUAAGAAAUAGAACAAAGUAUUAAUAAAUAUUAAUCAAGUCGUUGAUACCCUUAAUCAAAUUAUUGAUACUUUUAAUGAACAUAAUUUUGUUAUAUGAUUAACAAAUUUGUAUUAUCAAUUUAUACUUAUUUAUUAUAUUAGCUAAUUUUGCUAUAAAUUAAUGUAACAAAAGAUUAGAUAAAAAUAAAAAAAGAUAAUUCCUAUAUAAUUUGUUGUUAUCUGAAAGUCAUAUUUUAAUCUUAAAAGUUACAAAUUAAGAAAAAGAACAAUGGAUAAUUAAAUACUAAUUAAUCAAAAAGCGAAUUUUAAAAUAUUUUAUAAUAAGUGAGUGUUUUUUUAAAAAAAAAUUAAGAAAAUAAUAAUAGAUAUAUUUUGAUAAAAAGUUAUAAUAUAUAAUAGUUUAAUACUGAUUUUGAAUUAAUAAUACAUGUAAAUAAGUAAUUAUAAAAAAAAAAAUGUCAUGUUUAAAAAAAAAAGAAGGAAAAUUUGCCCCUAUAAUCAUACAAAAAAACAGAAAUACACUAUCUAACCAAAAACAUCCUCUCUCUCCUCAUUUUUCUUUCUAUCUCUCUCUAAAUUCUCACUACAUAUCUAAUUAUUUCUUUUUUCGGUGAUUUGGCAAAUAGCCAUUUUAUAGGAUAGUCAUUUUUAAGUUUUUAUCACAAAAUAGCCAUCAAUAAAGAAAAUGAUCAAAAUAAGUUUUAUUAAAGAAUAAAAAUGUAUUUUUACCCUAGAGUUAACUAAUGUAGACUUAGGGUUUAGAAUUAAGGGAUGAAGUUUUGGGGAUAUGUUUUAAAUUUAAAAAAAAAAAAUAUUUUGGUCAUUUUCUUUUUCUGAUAAAAGUUUUUUAAAAAUAUAUAUCCGAGAAAAUCGCCAAAAAAAAAUAUAUGUAUGUCCGCACGAUCCGAAUUUAAUUUCCAACUAAAUGGAGUCACCUGAAAGCACCCCCAUUAGUGAACCCCAUGAAAAGGGUUCACAAGGUAUUUUUUUAUUAUAUCUUUUUUCUGUUUGUUUUUUAUUUUUUAAAAAAAAAAAAAAAAUUAAUCCGACCAAUCGCGGACCGCCACGUGCCAUGGGGUCCACGCUACAGUGGUGAAUCCGGUUCACUAGAAAGAGGUAGAAAGAGACAAAUUCAUCACUAUUCAUUAUUUAAAAUUUUUUUUUUUUUUGUAAUCUGGGUGAACCCCCGCAUUGAAAUCAUAAAUUAAUAAUAAAUAAUAGUGUAAUGUUGAGUUUGACGACAACAUCUGAAGCCUCUCUCCCUCUCUCGGAUUGCCGAUUCUCGUUUCUUUUCCUGCAUUCGAAAUUAAGUCAAAGGGAGGGAGCACACCGGUGAAGUGAUCUUCCCGGUUGUUUUCAGCCGGGAUAGCUUUCAAGCUCUUCAAAGGAGAGAUACUCUAGGGUGUGGUGCUGAGGUGUGGUCCGGUUGAGAACGUUUACAUCCACUGCCUAAAGAUGCCUGAUUACAAGUUCAUCCCUGGAGAGAAUCCGAUCUUCAUGAAUGAGAAUAUGUCAAGGAUUCAGGUUGAGACUAGGGUUAGAUUUGUGGUGAUCGAGGCGAGGUGGAUGGAGGUGGAGAAGGAGUUUCAGGCGUUGGCUAGACUUGAAGGAGACAAUCUUGGACCAAUCUCUGAAGAGUGAUCUGCUUUGUUUCUUCAUGUGAUGUUGUUUUUGGGCAAUAUCUUUUUGUUGAUAACUCAGGUCUUUAGUUUAUGUUUUGGUAAACUCUUUAGUUGUGUAAAUAAUUAAUGAACCAGAGCAUCAUCGACACUUUAACCAGUGCUAGACAUUUCCGCUAUGAGCCUGAGACAAAGUAACAGAGAAUUGUUGACACUUUAACCAGUCUGAGCUCAAGACAAAGGAAGAUCAUCUAGAAGCUUGGCUCCAUGAAGUUGACGUGUUAGUCACCGCUGUUGAAUGAUUUAAGAUGCAAAAAGUGCCUGCAACAUAGUCUUUUGUUCCUUUUGCUCUUCAGUUUUUCUUUACACCAUAUUGUUGAGAAUUUUGCUUAUUCCCAUUAGACUCUCCCUGUAGUAGACUGUAGACACUAAACGUACAAACGUUCAUGACGACAACAAGAGGCGAAAUCUGCCAAACACAAAGUUCUUCAACUUACUAGCAUAUUAAAGUCAGAUAAAUUUAUCAAUAUACAAUAAUACUAAAAAUGUUGUAGAGAACAAAAAAAAAUCCAUUAUAUUUAAAGUGAAAGCAAUAAUUAAGUAAGGAUGUAUUCAAUUUUUAGAAUACUUUAGCUCUUGUGGGCAUAUAUAAAAUGUAUUUACUGUGAACACAAAAGAAUUAAAGAUUACUAGAUUUUGAGUAAAAUAAGAUAAGUUUAGGAGAAAUUGCUGAAAUAUAUUAAGAAAAAUAUCACUUUUUUAAAACAAUACAUUAAUUUUAGUUAUUAUUGAGUUUAUAAACUUAUAUAAAUAAUUCUUAAACAUUAUAAAUAGUUUAGGAGGAUUAGUUUUAUCUUUUUCAUAAUAAAUUUUAUUUAUGAAAUAGUUAUUAUUUAAAAGGAAAUUUAAAAAAUGGUAUCAAAUUCGAAGUGAAAUUAUAAUUUCCCCAAGUUCGAAACAGUUUUAAAUGAAAAGUUUACAUUUCAUAUGGUCUCAUAAUGCGGUGUAGCCGUGUAGGGUCCCAAGUCCUCCUUACAAACUAACGCCAACUAAUAAGCCAUUUGAUUAAUUUAAUAAUAUCCCAAACACUACAAACUGGUUCCCGGAACCUUCUCCUACCGCCAGAAGCCCUUAUUGCUGUCAGGUUGGUUUCAAUUUGGUUGAUUUUCUCAGAGAUUUGAUAUAUUGAAAAGUGAACACAGGAGAUUACAUGGGAAACAACAACGCAACCAGCAAUUUAACAGGUAAAACAGACAACGCAUCUCCUUUUUUAGAUUAAUAUGUUUCUGACUGAAUAUUUUUUGUCUGUGUAUUUGCAGAAGAGUGCUCAAAGCUAGCAGCCAAUGGGAUGUCUACGUUGGAGUCUAUUCCCCUAAAAACCACUCAAGAUAACAGGUCUGAGGUUCUGCUUGUUUCUUGCCUGAAAAUCAACGAAGUGCAAGAAGCUACUGAAGAAAUAACUGAAAGCAGCAAAGAAGCUAGAAUUGAGAUGCGAUCUCCCAGCUUUAGUAAUGACCUAAAAGUCGAAGAAAGAAGAGAUAAAUCAAAGGAGAAAACUCAAUUACUAUCUAAAGACAAGACUGAGACAGACAAGGCAACACCCGAUCUGGAAGAGGAAACUGUGAUGCUAAAGAGAAGUGAGACUGAGAAAAGAAGAGGCUUUGAGCUGUCUCUAGGGCUGUCUAUGAAACCCACUCGAAGAUCUGACGCAGUUGAUAACUUCAAAGAAACCAAGGGCUCAGGACAUAACUUGGUGAACAAGAAAGCUAACACGCCUGAGACUCUGCUUAUUUCUUCUGUGGGAAGCAGCAAAGCACAAGAAACUACUGAAGUGAUAACUGAAAGCAACAAAGAAGCUCUGAUUCAGAUGCGAUGUCCUAGCUUUGGAAAUGAUCUGAGAACCAAAGAAAGAAGCAACGAAUCAACGGAGCAAAUUCUGUUACUCUGCCAAGACAAGAUAGAGACAUAUGAGGCAACGAUCAAUGUGGAAAAGAAAACUGUGAUGCUGAAGAGAAGUGAGUCUGAAAAAACAAGAGGCUUUGAGUUGUCUCUAGGGUUGUCAAUGAAAACCGGUGAUAGAUCCGAAGCAGCUAAUAGCCUAAACCUCAAGGAAACCAAAGACAACUUGCUGAAAAAGAAAGCUUCUAUGAAAGGCAGAGUCAGAAAACGAAGCAAAUCUUCGCUCUUUGGAAGUUGCCUCUGCUGUGUCACUGCCAUGAAAUGAACAGAUUUGCAAGGGAAAUUGUGGAUGAGUUUUCUGUUUGAGGGUUUUGUAAAGUUCGAAAAGGUUUUACAUAUAUUAUUUCCUUACUAAAUAAAAUCUGGCCAUGUUUUUCGUUUCACUUAUAAAGGAAACUUUUAAGAUUGUUAUCCAAAAACUGCAGAGUUAUUAAGCUGAAAAAUCAUAAGAAACUUUAAGUUUAUUUUAAAAUAGCUAAAUUUUUUUUGUUAAA